Arachis duranensis is the source of this 1226-nucleotide messenger RNA. RefSeq lists its product as uncharacterized. The record is from RefSeq and is a predicted model, not a curated record. The transcript has 5 exons. Lineage: Eukaryota; Viridiplantae; Streptophyta; Magnoliopsida; Fabales; Fabaceae. The coding region runs from base 145 to 822 and encodes 225 amino acids. Gene Ontology annotation, molecular function: aminoacyl-tRNA deacylase activity.
AUGGAUGAAAUUCUAUAGUAGAAAUUUUUUUCAAAACUCUUGUAAUUUGUAGAAAUACUUUUAUUCUAGUUAAGUAAUUUAGUUUUUCUGACCCCGAAUCCCUCUAGCUAGGUGGCUCUGUAGCAAACUACCACAAGAACAAGAAUGGAAGCCCUGGCGGAGCUUGAACGAGUUCAAACCCAGCUCCUGAAACGCAUAUCGGAGUUAGAAAAACAAAACCAAAACCACUCCACUCCAUCAACUGAUUCUCCCAUCGUUGACGAAGCUGACACCGUUACUCGUCUUUCCUCCAUUUUGCGCUCUAACGCCGUUAACGACUUUUCCUUCAAGAGGGUCCCACCUGAUUACUACGACUGGUCUCUUGAAGCUCGACGCGAUGCCCUCGCUGCUCACUCCAUCCACCAUCUCUGCAAAAGCAUCGUUUUGGUUAACACGCAAGCGCCCGCUAAUGUCGUUGAUUGUAGCGAUCGCAAAAACUCCAAGUAUUAUGUUGUUGUGGUUCAGUACACAGCGCGGUUCAAUGCCGAGGCUGUCAAGAAUUUUCUGUAUUCGCUCAACAAUGGAAGCAUAGCGAAGAAGAAAUUCAACAUGAGGCUGGCUCCUGAGCAGACAUCCACAGACUUAACUGGAUAUGGGCACAAUGCAGUGACUUGUAUUGGCAUGAAAACUGACAUUCCGGUGAUUUUGGAUGAAGCUAUCGUAAAACUGACCCCAGAUUUCUUCUGGUUGGGUGGCGGUGAGGUUGAUCUUAAGCUUGGAAUAAGGACCUCUCAGUUAAUCAGAUUUGUCAACCCCUUCAUUGUCAACUGUAGCGGUAGUUGAUUUUGUUACACAAAGAAGUCAGCAUAACUAACAGCGCUUGGAGCUUCACUAUUUGCAGCUUCCCACUGCAUAUGAAGUUAUGUAGUCUGCAUAAUAUCCUUGUGCUUUAUAGAGAUACGAGUUACGACUGCAGUCAGCAUCAUGGCUUCGUAUUUUAAUUUUCUUGAAGGUUAUUAACAUCAUUAGAGACAAAAAAAAAAUGGUGAGUUGAUCCUUUACUUUUUUUUAUUUAUUGUUAAAUGAAUUUAUAACAAGUAGGUGACGAUGCAUGAGUUUAGACCAUACCCAGAGCAAGCAUCAAUUCGUAGUAGGAUGAUUGAUCUUUGAGAUUCUCACAGAAUGCAUGAUGUAUCCACCUGAAAAUAGAUGAAUUAGUUAUUAUGAUGAUUAUGAAUUUCAUGUCA